AUGGCCCCCUGCCAAGGAGAAAGGAAGGCAGGAAGAGUCGAAGCGGUACUCAUUUUCGUCGCAGAACAGGUUGCAGCGAUGUACGUCUUCAGGCCUCAGAUUCCGACGGGCUGUAGCUGCGGCAAGGCGCGGAACCUCAGGCGCCGCACCAAGCCGGAGAAGCGGCCCAAGAACCGGCUGGUGGCCCGAAGAGCCUUGCGAGUGAAGGACAUCCAGGCGACAUCCAGGCAGCGCAUGGCUUCACCUCCGCCCGCCCCAUCGCCGGGCAACAAGAAGAGAGACCUGGUGGUGGACCGUUUGCGCGGUCGACUGGUGGAGCGCCGCAGCAGUGAGCUGGUGGCGGCGCUGGAGCGCCGACAUGGUCAGAACUGGCCACGCCACGUGCUGGAAGGCGGCUUCCACGCCGACGAGGCGAUGCGCCGCAUGUGCGAGGCCUUUGGUUUGCGCCCGGAGUUGGAGCGCCGGGUGCUGGCCUUGGCGAUGCAACAAGCGGAGGCUUGGCCCAGCAAGGUGCCUUUCGCAUUGUCAUCUCCGAGCACCAGCGACGAUGAAACGAUAUCAACAAGGUGUGACGAGUCUGCUGGAGGUCGAAGCAGAUCCAGCUCCUUCGAUUCGGAGGACUCGCUCGGAAAGGCAUUGCUUCCCGGCCCGAUGUUGUGGAGGGCAUCAUGGAGGCUUCAAGUGCUAAACAGCGGAGCGCCGCAAGAUGAGGACAAAGAGGAAGACGAGACGCAAGACAAGGAAGCGCUCGAGGAGGAGGAGUUGAGCAGAAGGCUGCGGGAGGCCAUCGCGAAUGCAGAACGGCAAGCAGGGUCGGCGCAGGAGGCUCCAGAGCCAGAACCAGUGCGGGAGAAGGUGCAGAGUAUGAAAUUUGAGGAGUCUGAGAUUUGUUUCUUCAUCAUCGACGAAAGCGGAAUCACCGAAGACUUGUACCACAGAAAGCUGCAGACAAAGGACUUCGAUGGCCCCAGCGGCCACAAAGCCCGCAAGGCGAGUUGCCUCUGGUGCGGCGAGGACUCAGACGCAGAAAGCGGCGAGGAAGAUGACUGGAAGGAUCAAUGCGACGAAAUGGCCGCAACUUGGCGAGUGACUGCUCCAUCGCCAUUGGCACAGCUGACUGACUUUGGCAUGCCUUGCAACACCUGGCAGAAGAAUAUCAUGUUCUUCCAGGAGCCGCGCUCCAUGGGUCAGCUGAGCAUGUCGCGAGCUGAUGCUGAUGCUGAUGAUGAUGUGGUGGUGGUGGUGGUGGUGGUGGUGGUGGUGGUGGUGGUGGUGGUGGUGGUGGUGGUGGUGGUGGUGGUGGUGGUGGUGGUGGCAAAGCCGGCGAAGGCAGCAGUGCAAUCGCCGCAGGCCGAGGACUCCUUGGCCAAAGCGACUGCCACGGCCGCCACGACCUUGUCCACGGUCGCGGAGGUGAAUACAGCUGGGGGAGCCUACCGGGUGAUCCCCACACCGGGGAACCUCAUUGGUGGGCUGAUGGGCAGAGGAGGCACCACGAUCACGGCCAUCAGGAAGAAUCACCCAGGUGUUACCAUCAAGGUGAACCAGCCGCAAGGCAAUGCGCUGGCGCAGAUCAUUAUCACUGGGGACCCUAAGAUGGUGCCAUCAGCUGAGGUGGCAGUGUGCGAGGCUUUGAUGAGCGGCCCCGGCCCCGCGGGCGCUCGAGGCGAGUCUAAACCUGCCGUAAGGGAACGCUGGGCCGUUCUGAGCCAGGUCCGCGCUGAUGCUUCCGACGUGCUGACAGGCAAGGUUUGGGACACGGGCUUGCAUGUGUCCGCCUUGAGCCAUCGGGGCACGGGCGGAUGCGGCCGGCCCAUGGAUGCCGUUUCACCGAAGCUUCCGGGGAACAAGCUCUUGUGCUUCGCAGAGGUUUGCGCUGAGUGUCGCAGCGUGCCGGGAGAAGAGGUCAAGCGGAAGGCACCGCGGCAGGCGAAAAGCAAGCCCGCCAGCAAGGAGGCCGAAAGAGAAGGAUCAGCUUUCAACAACAGCGUGUUCCUUUCGUCAGUUGCGACGGAUGCGGACAAGGCAGAACCACCACUCCUGGAGUGA
Effrenium voratum is the source of this 2049-nucleotide messenger RNA. NCBI's taxonomy places the organism in Eukaryota, Dinophyceae, Suessiales, Symbiodiniaceae. The record is from the annotation of a GenBank genome assembly.